Amoebophrya sp. A25 is the source of this 443-nucleotide messenger RNA. The record is from the annotation of a GenBank genome assembly. Lineage: Eukaryota; Dinophyceae; Syndiniales; Amoebophryaceae.
GUUUAAAUGCAAUUAUAACGAAACAAGAACACAAAUACCCCUAUUAACAAGUAGAAAAUAAAGAAAGUUGCCUCUAUCUUACUGCGUUUGUGUGGUUGAAAGAAAAUGCCGCCUGCAGCCUCUUGUGUGGGAGCAACUGAUGAAGCCGAAACAACAUCUGUGAAAAGAAGAGCUUGCACUUCUUCAACGGCCCCCCCUGCAGCUAUAGAACAAGAAGAUCUUCUAGAUCUUUCGAAAAGUAGUGACAGUUAAGGCGUACAAUAGUUCAUCUUAAGAAGCAUCUUUGGCCCCUUUUUUAAGGGGAAAACACGCCAAAGAAGCUUUUCAAGAUGGAUUUAUAAGUAGCCUCUAAGACAGGGACAGCACAUCUUCUACCUUGACAAGACCAGCUCCUCGAGCCGCAGUUUCAUCCUACCUCGACGAUAAAAAGACCGAUACCAAGG